GAAGAUACGUCAUCUUUUCGGAAAUCAGGGUAAAAGUCCUCCCACUUUACUGGAGACACUUACCUCUGAUACACAGCUGAUUUUGAAAACACACGAAGAAGAGAGCGGCAAAGAAGGAAAGUAAAGGGAGAGUUGACGCAGAGCUUCAAGAGAGAAGUGCCUUAUUCCCCUGCAUUGGGAACCCAUUUAUUCUGAAACCAAGAGUAUGGACUAUGAAGUGGCUGACCUUUCCAGCAACCUGCUGGAUGUCUACAGGAAGAAAGCAUCUUUUAACUCGAAGGACAUGCUUAACUUCAUAGAUGGAGAGGAAAUAAUACUGUUUAAGCAACAUGUGUUUACAACUUUGGAAAAUGAUCCUCUGUUCGCCCGUCAGCCUGGUGAGGACAUCCCUAUUGAGAAAAAGAGAGAGCUGACCUUCCUCAGGGUGAAACAGCUCUUUCGCUACAACUUCCUGACAGAAGAAGAGGCAAUGGCCAACCCCUGGAAGAGUAUAAUCCUCACUGACUGUUUGGGGAUGUAUGACUUGGGUAUGAGUGCCAAGUACUUCCUCUCCAUAGGGAUGUUUGGAAGAACUGUUGCCAGCUCAGGAUCUAGUCAACACAACAAAUAUGUUGAAAAUACUAACGACAUGACGUUCUUUGGAUGCUUUGCGCUAACGGAGCUAAGUCAUGGCAGCAACUCUAGAGCCAUGAGGACCACAGCCACAUAUGAUCCUUCCACCCAGGAGUUUGUGAUUCACUCUCCCGACUUUGAAGCGGCCAAGUUCUGGGUGGGGAACCUGGGCAAGACUGCCACCCAUGCUAUAGUGUACGCUCAGCUCUACACACCUGACAAGGUCUGCCAUGGCCUGCACUCCUUUGUUGUCCCGGUGAGAGAUCCCAAAACCCUGUUAUCUCUGCCUGGUGUGCUGGUUGGAGACAUGGGAAAGAAGCUGGGCCAGAAUGGACUGGAAAAUGGAUUUGCAUUAUUCCACAAUGUGAGAAUCCCACGGGAGAACCUAUUGAAUAGGACGGGAGAUGUUACUCCUGAGGGACGCUACAUAACACCGUUCAAGGACUCCAACAAGCGCUUCGGGGCAUCUCUAGGUGCCCUGUCAGGUGGCAGGGUGUCCAUCACCAGGAUUGCUGUGGUCAACCUGAAGCUAGCUAUGACUGUAGCCAUCCGCUUCUCAGCCACCAGGAGACAGUUUGGACCCACAGGCAAAGGGGAGAUUCCUGUUUUGGAGUAUCAGCUGCAGCAAUGGCGUCUGAUUCCGUACCUGGCAGCAAUAUAUGCUCUUGACCACUUUGCCAAAUCCAUCUUCAUGAACUUUGUUGAGUUCCAGAUUGGACAGAUGAUGGGAGACAAGAGUGACAGACAAGCAGAGAUGGGCAGGGAGAUACAUGCCAUAGGUUGCGCCAGUAAACCACUGGGCUCAUGGACUGCUCAAAGGGGGAUCCAGGAGUGCAGGGAGGCCUGUGGUGGACAUGGAUACCUGGCUAUGAACCGGCUGGGUGAUCUGCGUGAUGACAAUGACCCAAACUGCACAUAUGAGGGAGACAACAAUGUGCUGCUGCAACAGACCAGCAAUUACCUGCUCAGCUGGUUCCACGCCAAACACAUCAAGGGUUCACGGAUUGAGUCUCCUCUUCACACUGUGGAUUUUCUGGAUGAUUACCAGAAGAUCCUGGAGAGCAGGUUUACACCGACAACAAUGGAGCAGUGUAUGGACUCUGCAGUGCCUGUGGCAGCCUACAAGUGGCUGGUGUGUUUCUUGCUUGGGGAGAGUCAGAAGAGGCUGGAACAGCAGAGAGCCUUGGGCAAGGGUGACUUUGAGGCCCACAACAACAGCCAAGUUUACUACUGUAGGUCCCUGGCCAUUGCCUACAUUGAACACGACUGCCUCCAGAAAUUCCAUGAUCUGACUACUGAUCAGGACACGCCAGCUGGUCUCAGACCAGUGCUAAGCAAGCUGUGUGCCCUGUAUGGGCUGUGGAGCCUCAGCAACCACAUGGUGACACUCUACCAGGGUAAUUACUUGAGUGGAAGGAAGCCUGCAGAGCUGGUCCAGAUGGCAAUUCUCACCCUCUGCUCCCAGCUGAAAGAUGAUGCAGUAGCACUGGUGGAUGUCAUUGCACCUCCUGAUUUCAUCCUUAACUCUCCUAUUGGCAAUACCGACGGACAGCUAUACAAGAACAUGUGGUCGACAAUGAUGCAGGGCAACAAGGUGCUGGAACGUCCGUCCUGGUGGAAAGAGUUCUGUUCAGACAAACCUGUGGUCGGAUCCCUGCGUCCAAAACUGUAGAACUUCGACAGUGCUGGGGAUCCCAACAAUGCAAAAGGAAGAACAGUUUGUGCCAGCCCCCACCCAAUGCAGUAGGUGACAAUCCCCUAAGUUUGGGGCUGUCAGAUGAAUAAAUGAAAAUUUGAUGAUGUCAACAAGAACUAAAGUUUCACUUGAUUUCAUACUGUAAACAGUUAUUUUACUUGUUUGAUCAACUGAACUGCAGAUCAUCGUCAGAUCUUCUCGUUCAUUUGUUUGACUUGCUCUGGCUUCUGGAAAGCUGAAGGUCCUGACACAUUUCUUGUCUUGCACAUCUUUGACAUUUAAGAUCAUACUACCCCAUGUUGGAGCUAAUAUACAUUUCUCAAAAAAUAUAACGCUUCAGAUCUGAAUAAAUGCCUAAGGUUGAUUUUAAAUAUAUUUUAUAUGCCAAGGAAAUGAUGUAAUGUUUGUAAUACUUUAAUAAACACGAAAAAUGUCAUACUGUAGAUGAUGUACAGCAUCAUGUAACCGUAUAAAGAAUGAUCACAAUUUUGGUCAAUGAUAUUAUUAUAACAUAUAACCUAAAUAAAUUUACUAAAACUGCU
Amphiprion ocellaris (clown anemonefish) is the source of this 2850-nucleotide messenger RNA. RefSeq names its product acyl-CoA oxidase 3, pristanoyl (gene acox3). The record is from RefSeq and is a predicted model, not a curated record. NCBI's taxonomy places the organism in Eukaryota, Metazoa, Chordata, Actinopteri, Pomacentridae. Gene Ontology annotation, molecular function: pristanoyl-CoA oxidase activity; fatty acid binding; FAD binding. Gene Ontology annotation, biological process: lipid homeostasis; fatty acid beta-oxidation using acyl-CoA oxidase. Gene Ontology annotation, cellular component: peroxisome. The transcript has 19 exons. The coding region runs from base 206 to 2284 and encodes 692 amino acids.